Messenger RNA from Caenorhabditis auriculariae, 4757 nucleotides. The record is from the annotation of a GenBank genome assembly. Lineage: Eukaryota; Metazoa; Nematoda; Chromadorea; Rhabditida; Rhabditidae.
AUGUUGGCAGAUGCGAAUUGCUACCAAGGGGCUUCUAUUGUCUACGGCAUUCUUUUACGAAUAGAGUAAACAUGGGGAAACACUUCACAACACCACAUGUUUUUCCAGAAGAGAUAUCCAAACUUUUACCGGCCACGUGAAGAAGUACAAAUAAAAACCAAAACCAUGAAGUUUGUUAAAAAAACUUUAUAAAAAGUUUUUCCAAGGAAUUAUUGGCGACAAUAACUUUCAUUGGGGGUGGCGCCACAAUAGCGCAACAGGUAGUGUGCCUGUCUACAUUCCACAUGGUCACAAGUUCGAUCCCCCCCUCGACGAAACCAAGGGGUUUAAAGAAUAAUGGUAGUGGGAAACCACGGCUUCAAAAUCCCCAGCCGUCACUCACAAGGACGGAUAUGUCACUGGAGCCAGUCCACUGAUUAUCAGGAUAGGACCUCGGCUAAUCGACUUGGGGCGCCGACGCCGCUCCAGCUGUACAAAGGCGUAGAAAGAAGAAGAUAAUUUUCAUUUUGGCAUUUUGAAUUUGUGCAAUUUUUCUCCAACUUUCUUUUCUGGUUUUUAUGCACGGAAAAUUAAAUAGGUUGUAGAUCUUUGCUUCGAAAGACAAAUUACUACUUCUAACUAAAAUUUCACACCAUUUCUAUGCAGAAAAGUUAAAACCAUUCCAGUGAACACCAAUUGACGAUGAGUUUUGAUCAAAGCUUGCAUUUAUUUAGUCUGCAAGAAUAUCUUAUUGCUUUUCAUGGUUUUUACCCAAGUUAUGAAAAACACGGAACUUCAAAUGUAAUAAAUCUAUGCAGAAGCUAACGUCAGCAGUCGUCGGUUUCUGAAAAACACCAUUUUGAAAGUUUGCGAGCAAUUUUGAGCUCAGAACAGUCUGAAUAAAAAAAUCCAAAAAAAUGCUCUAGCGCUUUCGGUAUUUUCUAGUUAUACUUACUUUUACAGAAGAAAUAACAAAGUUUGCAGAUCAUAGUGGAACACAUCUGAAAAAUCGUUCACUCUCGAAAUCAUUUUUUAAAUCAAUCUCACAACUCUCAAACUUUGAAGCCCUAUUUGGAGAUUUUCAAUAGACAGCUACAGUGAGCCUUUUGAAAAGAUCUAAAGUCCGUACAUUACCCUGGUUUUUUUCGAAGAUAUUCUUAAGUUCAGGACGAUUGGGUUCCAGAUUUCCACGGACGCCAGUAGUUCUAUACGCAAAAAACUCAUGUAUUCAUUCUUUUUCUGAGAAUCUUACUUUUCGAAAAUUUAUUAUUUCGAAAAAAAAAAUGUCAGCCUGCUCUCUCUGCAAAUCCUACCUUGUCAGUGUUAGCAAAAAAAAUUUCAAAAUCAGAAAGUUUUGCCGGAAUAAAAAAAUGUAUUCCUUGAACGGUUCUGGAUCAAACUGUUUUUUUUUUGACCGCAGCGACGUUCGUUUUGAUUUUUUAGGUUUCCUUAUUUUUCAACCAUGUCAACAGGUGGCUGAUAAUGAAAAAAUAAGUUGGUUACCAUUUGAAAUCCAACUCGAGGAUUUUUUUUUCAAAGUUGAUCACUCCCAAAUUUUUCACAUAUCUUAGUCACAUUUCUGAGCGCAGGGUCGAAAUCGGCGUACCAACUGCUUCCAGUGAACAGCCUCAUUCAGAAUCCCAGCACUCAGAAGAAAUAUCAUUCUGAAGUUUUUAUUUCAAAGAAAAAGUCUCAAAAAGUUUUCUCCCGCGAAUCUCGAAGUUCUCUCGGAAAAAGGAAGCGCUCUUCAAGAAUAAUUGCAAGAUUGAAAAACAGAUGGUGUUGUGAUGGGAUGCGUAAAUUGCUUGUGUGCAUCUGAUGACGACGUCGACGUCUGAAGGAUCCAUUGAAGGAUCGCGUAUUUCGACGAUCCGGUGGGUGUGACGGCUGCCACUUGCAUAGGAGCCGUAGUUUGGAGGCCUUGGGGCGGCGCCUCGGUUCAUUCCUUCAGGAUGUCCUCUUUCUUGCACGCCGUCUUGCUCGCGCUCUUCUGCUCCCUCAUCAUCAUUGAAGCAAUGCCACGGUAAAUUAACCUGUUUACAGUUUUACUGGAUAGGUAGACUUUUCCCUUUGUUGACACGACGAGUUCGAUCUUCCUAAAAACCCGUAUCACUGAAGAUUCAAAGCCAUGAAGAAGAAAUUUCUUUGAAGAUGGUGGACAAUCGCAUGUUGCGGAAACGUCUUAAGAAACUUUUAGAAAGCAUUUCGUUUUUUAAUCGAGGUAGGGCACUAAAAAGAGGAAAAAGGUUUUAUUAAUAAACCUUGCAGUUUAAAGACUCUUCAUUUCUUUCACAAAAUAAAGUUUCGAAAUUAUUACCCAGUUGCUUAUUUUUGUCACAUUGUGUUUCAUUUGUUUUUUUGUCGGUUUCAUUUAUUCUUGCUGGCUUUUUCAAAAAAACUUUUAACUCAUUGCUUACAACUCGAAACUUUUUGCACUUCUCUUGACUUCCAAAAUUAUCAUUCUUUAUCAUAUUGCCGUUUGAUUCUGAAUGAAAAAACCUCUACAAGCUGUUCUUUUAAGCAAAUUUCAAAGUAAAAAAAAAACCAUGUUGGUCACUGAUUCUUCACAAUUUUUCACCCACGCUUAUAAUCAUUGAAAAAAGACAGAGUUCUAUGAAAAUUCGCUCUCUCCUCGAACUCUGUUUUUGGUUUCACUUUAAUUGCCCUUAAAAAGAAUGAGACGUAUACGCCAUUUCAAAUAAACUAAAACUUGUGGAAAAAUUUGAAAAAAUAUUUUUCUCGCCUGAAGCUCGUUUAGCUGCCCUUCUUCAAGCAAAAUGCUAUUUUGACUGAUUGCAUACGAGAAAACUUGAAAAAUGAAGACUUCAACAUUCGCACAUCAUAACUCUUUUGGGAUUACUCCGACGCCACGAAAGCCAAAAAAAAGCUCUGUUAUCUCGGUCCAAAGAAAAAUUGGCGCACUACAAAAAGUUCUCCAAAAAGUGUUUCUCUGGGAUUUGAAAGAUUUAUUGCAGCUUAGUAACAGACGCUUUCGGAAGUUUCAGAUUGGACUUUUUAAUGAGGUUCUACGAGUCCUUCCAUAUGUGGGUCGGCAAAGUUCUCCAUAUUCCUCAAACUUGGAAACUGUAUAUUAUAAGUUCCGUUCGGUUCUACUAAAAAUGUCCCGGUAGCCAUAGGCUGAAGCUUCGGGUUGUGUUGCAGUUAAAAUCUAAUCUGAGUCAUUUUGAGAUCAACAGUUUCCAUAUUGUAAAAACCUGAGAAAUUAUUUAAUGAAAUUUCAGUCAUUCCUUCAAAAAAAUUCAAGAACAAAACUAAUAAGUCAUCCGCGAUUUUAAACUAUCAAAAAAACUUUUUGUUCAAAUUAAUUUAUAACUGGCUCAAAGUCAAGGAAAUAUUUUUUUAUGAAAGCCAUCUACAAAUAGAAAAGUUAAACAAGACUUGCAAAUUCGAGAAACGCUCUCAUUUUUCAACAAAUGAACCGAGGGCAUCUAAGAUCUUUUUCGAUGUUUUUAUUUAUUGUUCCCAAUCUCUAGACUUUCAGCUAUGUGAGAAAAAAUUUUCCAUAAGAAACCAGAGUCCCCCGCAAUUCCUUUUAAAAUGAUCCAUAUAACUUUUUUCAUAGCUUUUAAAGCUCACAAAAGUUUGCUUUGAGUGAAGCUAAAACGGCUCCAAGCCACCUGGGUAUCGCCAAAUGGCUUCUCUCGCGCAAUCCAAGAAAAAGAACUAUGAACUUAUGAGCCAUAAAGUUUACAUCACAUUAUUCUUGAGUUAUCGAAGUCUGAAAAGAGAAAAACUUUACACGGAAAUUCAUUUUAACUUUGUAAUUGGAGAGUAUCUGGAUAUUCAAAAAAUUUCAUCACUCACUGAAUCGAUAUACUGUAAGAUUUAACCUGCACAAUUUUUAGUUUCAGCAAAGUCAAGUUUCAAGGUCAGAUUCAACCAUCAGAAAUCGGUUACACUGAAUCCGGAACUUUUCUUGGAAACUUACAAAAUAUUUCGAAGAACACAGUGUUGUAAUUGGAGAAUUUGAAGACUUUUUUCUUCAUGACAGAAAAAGUUUUUUUUUCUUCAAUUCCCAUGGAAAUAUGAAAUUGUGAUUCUUUGGUAAAUAAGAAAUUGGAUCUCGGGCUGCUUCGUGGUCCUUAAUUAUGGAUAUGAAGUCCAUCCUGCAUCAGGAAGUUAGUCUGGGAAAAAUUGGAAAUUUGGAGAAGCCAAAAAUCGUUGUUAAGUUUUUCGUUAUUGAAUGAAGAAACUUUUCAGAGUGCCACUUGAGAAGAAGGCGAUGAGAAAUUCGCUUGUCCGAUUCGGCAAACGAGGCGAGCCCCUGUCAUCUGACGACGUCUUUCUAGGUAAAAGUUUGACCCAAGGCUAAAAAGCUUUUGGUUUAUGAUAAUAAUGUUCGGAAAAAAACUCUCUGACUUUUCUGCUCUUUUUCUGAGGAGGACGAGCCUGUUUCCUUCUUGCUUCCACCCCGAAAACAGAUUCGAAAAAAAAAUCUCGCCAACAUGAGAAAAACAAUUUCGAGUUUUUCAACUUGUAUGUUUCUGAAAAAUUCAAAAGAUUCGAUUUUUGGUAUCCUGUGAUAGCAAGCCAAUCGCCUUCCAAAUCGUCCCUUAGUCCUAUCAAUCUUCCGAGAUUCAAUUGAAUAGUUGAACCUUAAUUGAGGAGUCACCUCAAAACUUCUGCUCAUACUUUUUUCAUACAUUUGAACGAUACUUAAAAGUGAUUUUUUUUCAGGAGAGUCGUUCGGUCCCGCAGAUCCGUACGAGUACGUCCCAGAGCACUAUGGACGCAACGGAGUCUAUGGCUUGUAUUAA